AUGGCAACCAAGCCUGUCCGGGUGGUCAGCUCUAUGGGCGAGCAAAGCGUCGGCAAGAGCUACUGUCUCAAUCACUUCGCAGACACUUCCUUUGCUGGAUCUGCAAUGCGCACUACCGAGGGCGUGUGGCUUUCUUGCACCCCAACAGAGGAUUAUCUGCUCGUUUCUCUUGAUUUCGAAGGUGUUCACUCUAUCGAGCGAAGCGCCCAAGAAGACGCAUUACUUGUCUUAUUCAACACUGCUAUUUCCAACCUUGUUCUCUUCCGUAACAACUUUGCAAUGUCAAGAGACAUUGCCGGUCUCUUCACGAGUUUUCAAUCAUCUGCCACGGUCUUGGAUCCCAACGUCAACCGGGGGCUGUUUAAUUCAACGUUGGCAAUUAUUAUUAAAGAUGUUACCAAUGCAGAUUCAAAAGAUAUUGUCAGGGAAUUCUCGUUGAAGUUUCAGGGCAUUGUAGAGAAAGAGAGAGAUCAGAACUUCAUUACGCGUCUUCAUCGUGGGCGCAUCCAGAUUAUCCCGUGGCCUGUUAUCAAUUCGCCGAAUUUCUAUACAUUAUUUAGUCGCCUCCAUCAGAGACUUGAUCAACAGCCAUUCACGCACGGGGGAGGGGGUGCGUUUUUACACAACCUGAAGACACUCAUGGCCAAAAUCAAAACCAGCGAUUGGGGUUCAAUGGAUCAAAACGUCGCUGCCCAUCGCGCUCAACAGCUGAUAGAGAGGUUGCCAAAUGCACUGAGCUUUGGACGUCAUGAGGAAGGGCCGCUCAAGAAUAUGGAUGCGGAUGCAGAGCUCGAAACUCCUGAGUUUAUGCCAUCGCUUUUUGUUCCUGAGUUUGCGACCGGAAACGAUGCAGAGAGCGAGGCUUUGGCAGAGCAAUCAUUGCUUCCUGACACUAUGUUUAUUGAGGGCCUGCAGACGAGUAUAUAUGAGGCUCUCGAUCACCGUCUGACACUCGUUCGUAACUGGGUCAACGUGAAUAUCGAGCGCUUCCCUCAGGGUAACCAGGAUAUACGAAACCUCACAAACAAACUUGACGCAGCCUCACUUGGUAUGAGAAAUGCUGUACGGCACUCGGGCGAACACAGCUGCGGGACCAAUCAUCAAUGCGUUCUUGACUGCGAGGUUGCUGAGGAACAUUCACAACGAGAACCAUGUGGGUUGCCUGCCGGCCAUGGAGGAAGACAUAUGUGUGAUGUGAAGACCCACUCUUGCGGUAUGGAAUGUCACUUGAGCGGAAAGGGUGGUUGCGCCCAGUCGUGUAUCAAGAUCAUGACGGGGAUCAUGUGUGCUCUGCUCGAGCACACAUCUGUGGGAAGCCCUGCGAUCUCCGAAAUGCGAGGCAAGGGAACAACGGAAUGGUGUUUAGUUGCCCCGGGACAUGCACCGCAUCGUGGGAUGAACCACACGAACGCCAUGCUUGUGAUAACUCCCGCGCUUGUCCUAUCGAAUGCACCUUAUGCAGACUCUGACAAGGAUGAUGUUGAUCCAGUGUACGAAUUGCAAGGACGAAAGUUUGGGUCUGGAGACGAGGGAGCUCCCAUGCUUUGCAACUUGGUUUGUGCGGCGCAAGGUCGCCAUGCACAUAUCGAUCACUGUCGCGAUCCCGGUAAUUGUUCGAAUACAGAUUGCGAGCAUAUCGCCGAACGUAUGCACCCUGACCCUAAUAGGGAGAAAGACUGGAUAUCUCACGCUACAUUUUGGGCGCGAAGUGGCUUCAAAGACCCGUACCCACAGGAGGAGCAGAAUGAAUUCUCUAAAUGCGACGUACUCUGUGCUGGCCCUGAGCAUGAAGCUUCUGCUACUGCCCAAGCAAAUCCAUCCUAUUGUAUCCUACCUAUAUUUCACGCCCCUGAGGCACAGCAGCCAGCUCCUCCAACCGGCCAUGUAUCGAUAGAUGGUCACGCCUUUGACUGCCAAAAUCCAUCCAGGAUGAAUCAAGCGUAUCACAUGUCGCUCAGGAUCUAUGUACGGUGGGGAUCGACGCCCGCUUCCAGAUACGCCAAUCAGUACAAGUUGAUAUCUGAGUCCAAUAAUCGCUAUGGCGCAGUUCUGUCCGCAUUACACGGUUUCUGGCUCUCUCGAGAGGUUGUGGCCUGCUCCACUGCCACUCAAGCCAGGCAGGAUGCCUAUUCAGUCAUAACCUUUGCGUCUAGUGCAACGACACGGGUUCAAAAUGACUUUAUGAGCACAACUGACCAGCUGAUAUCACACUUACUUCCCCAAAGGUCUGGGGGAACCAACUUUCAUGCAGCGCUGAAAGAGGCUCAGUCUCUUAUUGAAAACCAUUGGAGUAGUGAUAGAUCACCCGUGAUAAUUUUCCUUUCGGAUGGAGAAUGCAAUAUUGGCGACAAUGCGGUCUAUGAUCUUUGCCACCUCUGUGUCCGGUUAGGCAAAGCUUUGGCAUUCCACUCUGUCUCCUUUGGCCAGGACAGGUGUUCGGCAUCGCUUCGUCGAAUGGCUGAUAUCGCUCAUGAAGUUUAUGCGUCCGCCCCUCAAGAUGUACUUUCAGCUGCCCGUGGAAACCCUUGCGCGUACACGAAUGCCAUCGAUACAAUUCAACUUGCGGAUACGUUCUUGGGAAUAGCUAGCUCGCUUCAAAAGCCCAGGGCAUCCCUUAUGAAUCAGCACGGAUCCGGAGGAAGGUGA
This is a messenger RNA of Rhizoctonia solani, 2646 nucleotides long. RefSeq names its product cytochrome P450 family protein. The transcript has 29 exons. The record is from RefSeq and is a predicted model, not a curated record. Bases 1 to 2646 code for a protein of 881 amino acids. Gene Ontology annotation, molecular function: GTPase activity; GTP binding. NCBI's taxonomy places the organism in Eukaryota, Fungi, Basidiomycota, Agaricomycetes, Cantharellales, Ceratobasidiaceae.